This is a messenger RNA of Cicer arietinum (chickpea), 1948 nucleotides long. Its product is annotated as phospholipase A1-Igamma3, chloroplastic. The record is from RefSeq and is a predicted model, not a curated record. Gene Ontology annotation, molecular function: glycerophospholipase activity. Gene Ontology annotation, biological process: lipid metabolic process. NCBI's taxonomy places the organism in Eukaryota, Viridiplantae, Streptophyta, Magnoliopsida, Fabales, Fabaceae.
GAUAUCCAUACACCUCGUACACUUUGAUAAUAUAAAAUUUAAAUCAAAUGUAUCAAUAUUUUAACUUUAAAAUUAAAUACGGUAGGUCACAUUCACAUUGUGGAAAAUUGAAAUGGAAUCCUAUAUAUAUAGGUAUUGAAUAUCUUCCUAACACUUAUUAUUGCUUCAUUUCCUUACACAGUCAUCUCCCACAAAAAGAUCAAACAGUGCUUCACAAGUCCUCGUAUGGCUUCUAUUGUACCCGCACUCCACAACCUAAACCAUUAUCUUUCCCCUUCCCAAUCUCUAUUUUCAAAAUCCACGCACCAAAAAUCAAAAAUCCUAUUCCUUUCAAAAAACCCUAAUUCAUCACCAAUAACAUUCCUCAAAUGCUCUUCUUCUUCUUCUUCUUGUAAUCCCUCUUCCAUAUUGGACGAAUUAAAACAAGAAGAAGAACGAGAUGGCGAUCUCAUGUUAGAAUCAUCAUUGAGCGAUGUAUGGAAGGAAAUUCAAGGAAUGAACAAUUGGGAAGGUUUAUUAGAUCCAAUGAACCCAAACCUACGGAGAGAAAUAAUACGAUACGGUGAACUAGCACAAGCGUGCUAUGAUUCAUUCGACUUCGAUCCACACUCAAAAUACUGUGGAACUUGCAAAUACCAUCCAGCGGAUUUCUUCGAGAAAGUGGAGAUGGGAGAAAAUACAGUGAGUGGAUACACCAUCACGCGCUACCUCUACGCAACAUCAAACAUCAACCUUCCUAAUUUCUUCCACAAAUCUAAACUUUCCACUGUGUGGAGCCCACAUGCUAACUGGAUGGGAUAUGUUGCUGUUGCCACUAACCUCCAAGAGAUCAAACGGUUAGGACGCCGCGACAUAGUUAUUGCAUGGAGGGGCACGGUGACAUACAUAGAAUGGAUAUACGACUUAAAAGACAUUCUACGCGCAGCAAAUUUCAAAAACGACCCAACAAUCAAGGUAGAAUCAGGCUUCUACGACUUAUACACGAAAAAAGAAGAUUCAUGCGGUUAUUGUUCAUUCUCAGCUCGUGAACAAGUACUCUCAGAAAUAAUGCGUCUCAUUCAAUACUAUCAAGACGAACAAAUCAGCAUUACAAUCACAGGACACAGUCUCGGAGCUGCCUUAGCUAUAUUAAGCGCUUACGACAUAACCGAAUUAAAACUAAACGUUGUUAAUAACGGUAACGAUAAAAUUAACAUCCCCGUAACAGUUUAUUCCUUUGCGGGCCCCAGAGUUGGGAAUUUAAAAUUUAAAGAAAGGUGUGAGGAACUUGGUGUUAAAGUUUUAAGGGUAAUAAAUAUUCAUGAUAUGGUUCCAACCGUGCCAGGGAUAUUAACUAAUGAAAAAUUAAAAUUUCAAAAGUAUAUAGAAGAUAAUUUGUCUUUUCCUUGGAGUUAUGCACAUGUUGGAACUGAAAUUGCAUUGGAUCAUAGGAAAAGUCCUUUUUUGAAGGAAAAUGGUGAUAUAGGUUGUGCACAUAAUUUAGAGUUACUUUUGCAUUUGAUGGAUGGGUAUCAUGGUAAAGAGAAAAAAUUUAGAUUGGUAUCAGAAAGGGAUAUUGCGCUUGUUAAUAAGAGCUGUGAUUUUCUAAGGAGUGAGUACGGUGUACCUCCGCAUUGGCGACAAGAUGAAAAUAAAGGGAUGGUGAGAAGUGGUGAUGGACGGUGGAUUUUGCCAGAACGACCUAGAUUGGAAGCUCAUCCACCGGAUACCGCACAUCAUCUUCGGUUAGUGCUUAAUAAUCAUGUUUCUCCUAAUCUCCAAUCAGAAACCAAUUGAUAUGAAAAGAUACAAUCUACAACUAAUAUACAGUGUAGUAUAUGUCUAUGUAUUUAUGUAUAGAUUUAGAGAAAUAAAGUUUAUCUCUUGAAGAAUUGUCGAAAGGACUUAAAGGGUAAGACGUGAAAAUAUAAAUUGAGAAAAAAAAUACAUUAUUUAUAUAAAAUAAUUU